GUCUUUCCUCUCCACCGCAGUAAGGUAUAAUCUUACUCCAAGAUCACCACCAUAACACUAGCUCAGCUCAGCUCCUCCAUUAAAGCAACUCCGAAUCGAAACCAAACAAUCCAAAGUCCGCUGCAAUGCACGCCAAGACCGACUCCGAGGUGACCAGCCUCGCGCCGUCGUCCCCCACCAGAUCCCCAGGCCGCCGCCCAGUCUACUACGUCCAGAGCCCCUCGCGCGACUCCCACGAUGGAGAGAAAACCACGACGUCUUUUCAGUCCACCCCCGUCAUCAGUCCCUCCGGCUCCCCUCCCCACUCCCACUCCUCCAACGGCCGCCACUCCCGCGAGUCCUCCUCCACCCGGUUCUCCGGGUCCCUCAAAUCCGGAUCCCGAAAGAUCAACCCCAAUGACGGGUCCCGCCACAACCGGAAGGGACAGAGGCCGUGGAAGGAGCAAGCCGUCAUCGAAGAGGAAGGCCUUCUGGAGGGAGAAGAGGGAUCCAAAGGCUUCCCACGGCGGUGCUACUUUCCAGCUUUCGUUCUCGGUUUCUUCCUCCUCUUCUCCAUGUUCGCUCUGAUUCUCUGGGGCGCCAGUAGGCCCAUGAAGCCCAAGAUCACCAUGAAGAGUGUGACGUUCGAACAGUUCAAGAUUCAAGCGGGUUCGGAUUCCACCGGCGUUUCCACUGAUAUGAUCUCAGUCAAUUCCACAGUGAAGUUCACAUUCCGCAACACCGGCACGUUCUUCGGAAUGCACGUAAUGCCGAAGCCUCUAGAUCUAUCAUACUUCCAAAUCACAAUCGCCUCCGGUCCAAUUAAAAAGUUUUAUCAAUCGAGGAAGAGUCAAAGAUCGAUCAGCGUUCGGGUAUUUAGCGAUAAAAUACCGCUGUACGGAAGCGGCGCGAGCAUGAACAGCGUGACGGGGACGACGGCGCUGCCGGUGCCGCUGCAGCUGAGCUUCGUGAUCCGAUCCAGAGCCUACGUUUUGGGGAAGUUGGUGAAGCCGAAAUUCAACCGACGGGUUGAUUGUUCUGUGACUUUUGAUCCCAAGAAGCUCAACGUUCCGAUCAAGCUCACGAACUGCACCACUAGUUGAUCGACAUAGGAGGAGGAAGCACACGAAAUUCGUUAAAAAUUAUUCUUUUUCUUUGUUUUCGUUGAAGAGGACAAGUGGUGGGACAACUCAGCGGGCAGACUCUGAGGGAGGAAAAGGAAACACGGUUUGGGACUUUUGGUCUGCCCGAGUGCCCAAGAUGAAUGUUGAUUUUCAGGUUGUAUUACUACUUACUAUAUUCACACAUUCUCUCUCUUAUUUAUUUAUUCAUUUUUAUUUUCAUUUUAUUGUAAUUGAAAAAGUAUGAAAUUAUUGUAAUUCGUAAUUUUUUUUUUC
This is a messenger RNA of Pyrus x bretschneideri (Chinese white pear), 1376 nucleotides long. RefSeq lists its product as uncharacterized. The transcript has 3 exons. The coding region runs from base 126 to 1082 and encodes 318 amino acids. The record is from RefSeq and is a predicted model, not a curated record. Lineage: Eukaryota; Viridiplantae; Streptophyta; Magnoliopsida; Rosales; Rosaceae.